AUGCCAGAGAUUCAGUUGGGUUCUCAUACGAUAAGAUCCCAUGGAGUCACGGUGGCGAGGUUCCACAUGCAUGACUGGCUCAUUCUUCUGUUACUUAUCGUCAUAGAGAUUGUGCUGAAUGUCAUCGAACCUUUUCACCGUUUUGUUGGAGAGGAUAUGCUCACUGACCUCAGAUACCCUCUCCAAGACAACACCAUUCCUUUCUGGGCUGUCCCGUUGAUAGCAGUUGUGCUCCCUUUUGCUGUCAUUUCCGUUUACUACUUCAUCAGAAGAGAUGUGUAUGAUCUGCAUCAUGCAAUCUUAGGUCUUUUGUUCUCUGUGCUCAUAACCGGAGUGAUAACCGAUGCUAUAAAGGACGGUGUAGGUAGACCUCGUCCUGACUUCUUCUGGCGUUGUUUCCCUGAUGGUAGAGGAUUCUUUCACGAGAUCACGAGGAACGUUCUGUGUACUGGAGACAAGGCAGUGGUCAAAGAAGGACACAAAAGCUUCCCCAGUGGGCACACAUCUUGGUCGUUUGCUGGUUUAGGAUUUCUAGCAUUGUACUUGUCUGGGAAAAUCAGGGUGUUUGACCGGAGAGGGCAUGUUGCAAAGCUCUGCAUUGUGAUCUUACCUCUGCUGGUUGCAGCAUUGGUUGGUGUGUCCAGAGUUGAUGAUUAUUGGCAUCACUGGGAAGAUGUGUUUGGAGGAGCUAUUAUUGGAUUAACGGUGUCUUCCUUUUGUUAUCUCCAAUUCUUUCCACCUCCAUACGAUCCAGAUGGUUGGGGACCUCAUGCGUACUUCCAGAUGCUGGCGGAUUCCAGAAACGAUGUCCAGAAUCAUCUAAGCGUGAGGCAAGCUGAGCUUGAGAACGUGUACGUUGAUCAACAAGAGACUUCCAUGGAAAUAUCAAGAAGCAACACACGAAUGCUAGAGAUCCGUUAG
This is a messenger RNA of Microthlaspi erraticum, 921 nucleotides long. NCBI's taxonomy places the organism in Eukaryota, Viridiplantae, Streptophyta, Magnoliopsida, Brassicales, Brassicaceae. The record is from the annotation of a GenBank genome assembly.